Messenger RNA from Cryptotermes secundus, 4032 nucleotides. Its product is annotated as diphthine--ammonia ligase. The record is from RefSeq and is a predicted model, not a curated record. NCBI's taxonomy places the organism in Eukaryota, Metazoa, Arthropoda, Insecta, Blattodea, Kalotermitidae. Gene Ontology annotation, molecular function: diphthine-ammonia ligase activity. The transcript has 13 exons. The coding region runs from base 171 to 2354 and encodes 727 amino acids. Gene Ontology annotation, biological process: protein histidyl modification to diphthamide.
GGCGUCAGUAAUCUAUUAGUCGUCGGAGAGGACGGUAGUGCUCCAUAAAAUUUGCGUGGGUAUUGGAGUGAAAUAGGAGUAGAAAAUGAUGACAACUAAAAGAAUAUAGAGUAGUAGGUCACAGAGCCUUGCAGCUUUCAUUCUUGCUACUGUGACCCAAAUCUAGGAGAAUGAGAGUAGUUGCACUCAUUAGUGGUGGAAAAGAUAGUUGUUACAACAUGGUCCAGUGUGUUGCUGCUGGCCAUGAAAUUGUAGCCUUGGCAAAUCUCCGACCAGAAAAUAAAGAUGAAUUAGACAGCUACAUGUACCAGACAGUGGGCCAUCAAGGGAUUGAGCUGUAUGCAGAAGCAAUGGGUUUGCCAUUAUUUCAACAGCCAACCCAAGGCGUUGCUUUACUUCAAGAACAAGUUUACACUCCUACACCAGAAGAUGAAGUGGAGGAUUUAUUUCAGCUGCUCAAGACAGUUAAAGAUGAAAUCGAUGUGGAUGCUGUGGCCGUCGGAGCCAUUUUAUCUGAUUACCAACGAAUCAGGGUUGAAAAUGUAUGUGCUCGUCUUGGCCUUGUGGCAUUGGCCUACUUGUGGCGUCGUGACCAAGGAGAAUUACUACAAGAAAUGAUAGACUGUCAUAUUGAUGCAAUUGUCAUCAAAGUUGCAGCAUUGGGACUUGAUCCUUCAAAGCAUCUUGGGAUGACAAUAGCUGAUCUUCAACCACAUAUCUUGAAGAUGAAAGAAAAAUACGGAUUAAAUAUAUGUGGCGAAGGUGGAGAGUAUGAAACAUUUACUCUCGAUUGUCCAUUGUUUAUCAAGACUAUUGUCAUUGAUGAGUAUGAGACUGUGAUCCAUUCUAAUGAUGCUGUGGCUCCUGUCGGUUAUUUGAACUUCAAGGACCUUCGACUUGUUGAGAAAGAGAAUGUAAACCCUGUAAGCAGCAUGUUGGAACGAAUAUGCAACAUCCCCGUCAAAACUUGGCUUGAUCUUAUCAGUGAUCUUAAUGAAGAUGUAACUGAAGGCAAGCUUGUCGAUCGUGGGGAGAUGGAUGAAGAUUCAGUAGAGGAACCUCCACCUCUUCCAUUUCACCCAAGUAGUCCUUCUCAUGGACCUGAAAGUCAGUCCUAUUUAGUGGAAGAGUCAUGUCUGGAAUCAGGACUCCCAUCCCAAGUUACAUGGGAAGAUGAUCCACUGCCAGUUGUUGCAACAUCGAAGUGUAAUGAAUUGGGUUGGUGCUGGAUUGCUGGUUUGGUUGGUGAAGGAGAAGAUUGUGUUUUAGCAACAAGGCAAGCACUUCGCAAACUCAACACCGUUGCAACAAACCAGUUGUUAACAAUUGGAGACAUGGUAGCAGUAUCACUGUAUGUUCGUGACAUGCGUCAUUAUACUGCCAUCAACUCAGAGUACCUGAAACUGUUCCGUGGGAACAAUCCCCCUGUACGAAUCUGUGUAGAGGCACCUCUGCCUCCUAGCACACCUGUUUUGCUGGAGGUUCUAGGCUAUCGAACAUCUUCCCAAGAAGGUGAUGAACAGAGCAGUCAGAAUCAUAAGAGGCAUACUAUGCAUGUCCAAGGGGUGUCUCAUUGGGCCCCAGCAAACAUAGGACCUUACAGUCAGGCAGUGAGGGUGGGAGACAUAAUAUAUGUAGCUGGCCAAAUUGCCUUGGUACCUGGGACGAUGCAGUUGGUGGAGGGAGGAGUGAGGAAGCAGUGUCAGUUGGCCUUGCGCCAUGUUGGAAGAAUCAUAAAGGCCAUGGACCCUAAUACCCAGCUCAGGGAUGUUGUGCAGGGAGUCUGUUAUGUAACUCAUCCAUCAUAUAUCCCAGAAGCUUGUCGUGAAUGGGAGAAAAGAACCAACAAUGCAAUUGUUGAUUAUGUAGUAGUUCCUCAACUACCUCGAGGAGCACUGUUGGAAUGGCAUAUCUGGGCCCAUCGACACAACAACAGGUUUGAGUAUGAAGAGACAGGAUGCUGUAUAAAUGGCUUCCGGGUAUCUAUUCGUAGGCGUUGGAAUUAUGAGAACAAUGUUUCUGCAGUAGUGUGUUAUGUAUCGACAGCUACCUCUAAUUCAGGUACAGUCAUGAUAGAAGAAGGGAAAGAAUACUUCUCACCCAACCAACUGAGUGAUGAGAGCUUGUCAGAAGUUCUGUGUUACACUUUAUCAAAACUUCUCCAUGAAGCAGCACCUACAACUGUAUGCAAUUUGCGCAUCUUCUGCAAGGUUGGGAAAGCACCUGCACCAUGCCAGAUACAGAGCGUUCUCAGCAAAGCAGUAGAUUUCAACAUAGUUCACAGCAUUAUACCAGUAUGCCAUCUUCAUAAUGCUCACACUUUCCUGUCAAUAUGUGGUGUUAGGCAUAACUGAGGUGGUUCAUACUGUGACUUGGAAGUUACUCUGGGAUAUUAUUCAAUUCAGUGACACUAUCACAUUAGAAGUUAAUUCUUGAUCAAGAGUGAAUCAUAUUUUGUCUUAUGUGCGCCCCUGUGGAAGACAUGCAUAAUACCAUUCUGCUCUGCAUAGAAUGCAGACUUUGCUUUAUUCUUCUAGUUCUUUUAUGAAUGCACCUAUUGUUGAUAUACAUCUGUGCUUCUUUUGAAGAUGUGUUUAAAAUGUCCUAGCCAUGAAUUAGGUGGUGGUGAGUGAGGUUACCAGUACAUUUUAUGCUGUAUUUAAGUACUUAGGAGCACAUUUGGUGGUUGCAUAUUUCAUGCAAGCAGGCCAUUAGAGGUGGUGCCUACAGUUACUUUAUUUUUUCACUGAUAUGAUUCUUUGAAAGAUCCUUGGCAGUUUUAAUACUCUGUGAAAAGAUAUUUUGGCUUUAUUGUAUGUUCAGCUUAUGGAGAUGUGCAUGUAAGUGGAACUAAUGCUUAAUUGUUAUUUUCACCCCACUUCUUAGUGGGGCGCACUGAAUAGACAUAUACAUUUGUGGUAGUGAGAAAAUUAAAUGUUGUUUUCAAGGCUUUCAUUGAAAUGGCAGUUGAGAAAACUAAUGGUGUGGCAGUUACUUCCAGACUGAUGAAUGCUAAUGAAACACCAGCCUACUUUCUAAUGUAGUAGCUUCCUGCUGGUUGAAAUUGUGACCAAAACAGUUGAGAAAUUUUUAGAAAUUCAUAAAAUUCUUGACCUAUGUCAUGAAGUAACUGAAAUAUAUGUGCGUGCAUGCGUGUAUGUGUGUGUGGUCACACAAGAUGGGGGUAGAAACUGGAAUGACAAAAUCUGGAUCUACAUUGGGACCGUAAAGUUUCUACCCCAUCAUCUGUCAUUUCCGAGCCUAUAUUAAACACAUUAUUUCAAGAGGCACCAAAUGCUCAAAAGUUUUGAGUUUGAAACAAAUCUUAAUGUUAUAUACAUAUAUAUGUAUGUGGAUUGAAUGAAGGUAACUCAAAAAUUUUAGAGCUGUGUCUUAAAUCUGCCUUGUAUGUGAGAUUCAUUCUGAUCAGUUGCAAGUUCCAGCACACGAUCAAAGUCAGUUGUUGUGGAAUACUUUACAUGGAACGUCAGUGUAUUGUUCCACAUGACAUAAGCAAAAGUUAUUUUUCAAGAUGGCUGUCACAUGUUGUUCAAUAGGUUUACUUUUAUUUUGUCUUUAUUAUUUUUAUUGUAGUAUAUUCAGCAUGAGUGAGAGUCUUGUGACUGUGAAAUGUCAGUCUGACAUUCUUGGCACCAUGUUUAUGUAUAUAUAUGGACUAUAUCCAUAGUUUCAAUCACAUAACUUAUAAUUUAAGUUGGUAAUGACAAAUUAUUCAUGGUGGAAUAAAUGUUAUUUUUGCUUCUAUUUGUCUAUUUGAAGAGAUCAUGAAAUUUUAUGCUAUACUUAUUACAGCUCUUAGUACUGGUAAUGAUGUAGUCAUAUCUCUAGAAUUUUACCAUAAUAUGCAUUAUCAAAUGAGGUCAGAUUUAUUUGAUGAUGUUUCACAACAUCUGACAUAAUUUUAUUCAGGCAGUCUGGCAUUGCUGCUUCACUGUGUAAUGUAAGAUAAAAGUUGUGAUUGAUUUUUCAGAGAAUCUUUUCAUUAAAUAAAAGUAGAAAUUGGUACUUAUA